This is a messenger RNA of Rhodamnia argentea, 1208 nucleotides long. RefSeq names its product ribosome production factor 2 homolog. Gene Ontology annotation, cellular component: nucleolus. Gene Ontology annotation, biological process: maturation of LSU-rRNA from tricistronic rRNA transcript (SSU-rRNA, 5.8S rRNA, LSU-rRNA); ribosomal large subunit assembly. Lineage: Eukaryota; Viridiplantae; Streptophyta; Magnoliopsida; Myrtales; Myrtaceae. Gene Ontology annotation, molecular function: rRNA binding. Bases 102 to 1049 code for a protein of 315 amino acids. The transcript is spliced from 7 exons. The record is from RefSeq and is a predicted model, not a curated record.
CCUAGCAAAAUCAAGUGCGCAACCUCUGCUUUGCGUCGCUUUUCGCCGGUUGCGCUGCUGCUGCUGCUGCUGCUACUUCGUUUCUCAUUUCGCAGGUAAUCAUGAUGAACAUAAAGACUCCGAAGAAAGGAAGAAUCAGGCGAGAGCUCGAGAAGCGCGCUCCGAAGCUGGUCGAAACUGGGAAGAAGACGCUGAUAUUGCAAGGCACGAAGACUAGCGGGUUGCUGAACUCCGUGUUGACCGAAAUCUAUCACCUGAAGAAGGAGAGCUCGGUGAGGUACACGCGGAGGAACGACAACGUCAGGCCUUUCGAGAGUGGCGGGGAUACUUCCUUGGAGUUCUUCUCUCAAAAGACCGAUUGCGGAAUGUUUGUGUUUGGCUCUCACUCCAAGAAGCGGCCAGACAACCUCAUUCUUGGGCGAAUGUAUGAUCAUCACAUCUACGACCUUGUCGAAGUUGGGGUUGAAAAUUUCAAAUCUAUGGAGUCUUUUGUAUAUGAUAAGAAGUUGGCUCCAAAGAUGGGUUCUAAACCUUUUAUUGCAUUUGUUGGAGAAGGAUUUGAGAGCGUUGAAGAAUUGAAGCAUUUGAAGGAGGUUCUUCUUGAUUUGUUUCGAGGAGAGGUAGUGGAGAAUUUGAAUCUUGCCGGCAUAGACCGUGCUUAUGUUUGCACAGCUCUAUCUUCUAAUCGGGUCUUAUUCACGCAUUGCGCUUUGCGACUUAAGAAGUCUGGCACAAUCGUUCCAAGGAUGGAACUGGUGGAAGUUGGUCCCUCGAUGGACUUGGUAUUACGUAGGCAUCGGCUUCCUAAUGACGGUUUAAGAAAGGAGGCCAUGAAAACAGCCGCAGACAAGCCUAAAAAGAAGGAAAAGAAUGUUAGCCGGGAUGCUAUACAAGGGAAGAUCGGGAAGGUUUAUAUUCCUGAUCAACAGCUUGGAGACAUGAAUCUACCUAAUAAAGCAAAAGGAGUGAAGAGAGAGCGCCGUGAAGCUAAGAUGAACAAACAAGCGAAUGGACAUCCAACAAAAAGGCAGAAGGCAGGUUCUGACUAAUUUGUUUUACUUUUUCAUCUGUAGUCCCCUUCUUUGUGGCGAUCAUUUUUGUUUUGGUCCUGUGCCGCUAAAGAGGCGCUUGCAAUUUUGUCCUCUGUUAUAGAUGAUUAUCAGCUUUGCUCAGGUAAUUGAGUUAAUGUCAAUUGAAUCCUUCCGUCA